GGGAAGCUUAAGGGAUUUGGGGGACCCACGGGGACAGAAAGGCCAGCAACCUGGCUCAGCUCAGUCUACACAGAGGGGCUGUGGCAGAAGGAGGGCUCAGGGCAGGCUCUGCCGCUCAGAUCACCAUGUACAGCUUCAUGGGCGGUGGCCUCUUCUGUGCCUGGGUGGGGACCAUCCUCCUGGUGGUGGCCACGGCCACGGACCACUGGAUGCAGUACCGGCUGUCGGGGGCCUUUGCGCACCAGGGCCUGUGGCGGUACUGCCUGGGCCACAAGUGCUACCUGCAGACGGAGAGCAUCGGCCCAGGAGUAAGCAUGGCUGCCCCCACAGCAUACUGGAAUGCCACCCGUGCCUUCAUGAUCCUGUCCGCCCUGUGCGCCACCUCAGGCAUCAUCAUGGGUAUUCUGGCCUUCGCCCAGCAGUCCAGCCUCACCCGCCUCUCCCGGCCGUUCUCUGCUGGCAUCAUGUUCUUUGCCUCCACCCUGUUUGUCCUGCUGGCCUUGGCCAUUUACACCGGAGUCACCGUCAGCUUCCUCGGCCGCCGCUUCGGGGACUGGCGCUUUUCCUGGUCCUACAUCCUGAGCUGGGUGGCGCUGCUCAUGACCUUCUUCGCAGGCAUCUUCUACAUGUGCGCCUACCGCGUGCGAGAGUGCCGGCGCCUGUCCACGCCGCGCUGAGCUGCCGGCCGCUGGAGAGGAGAGGCCGGCGCCCUGCCUUCGCUUCCUGCUUCCUGCGGCGUCAGGGGCUCCGCGAGGGCCGGCCCCCGUGUCCGGAGGGGAAGGAGCUGAAUAGGGCUUGGUGGGAGGCAGCAGAGAAGCCCCGAGCCCCACCUGCCAGGGGGGCUGUUAGAGACACUGCGGAUCCCUUAGUGAGACGUUUGGGGUCAAAUAAAAGUGAUGUGAAACCA
Molecule: messenger RNA, 907 nt
Organism: Cavia porcellus (domestic guinea pig)
Lineage: Eukaryota; Metazoa; Chordata; Mammalia; Rodentia; Caviidae
Gene: Lim2
Product: lens intrinsic membrane protein 2
Exons: 5
Coding region: 126-677 (183 amino acids)
Cellular component (GO): plasma membrane
Molecular function (GO): structural constituent of eye lens
Source: RefSeq, a predicted model, not a curated record